Solanum lycopersicum (tomato) is the source of this 1425-nucleotide messenger RNA. RefSeq names its product serine/threonine-protein kinase ZRK4. Gene Ontology annotation, molecular function: protein serine/threonine kinase activity; ATP binding. Gene Ontology annotation, cellular component: plasma membrane. The record is from RefSeq and is a predicted model, not a curated record. Lineage: Eukaryota; Viridiplantae; Streptophyta; Magnoliopsida; Solanales; Solanaceae. Gene Ontology annotation, biological process: protein phosphorylation; cell surface receptor signaling pathway.
UAACGGAGACUUAACUUUGUAAAGCAGACGCGUUUCCACUGAUGCUACCUACAUUCACAAUGAAAGUUGUUGGAAACUCAAUUUGUGUGGAAUUCAAUGCACAAAUAAAGAUAGCAGCUUCUGACUGGUGAGUAGCGAUGUGCCAAUUUAUCCCAAAUUAGACAUGCCAUUCUUCAGUAAAAAUCUUUUUUUCUCUGCUGUAAGGCGGAAGAAAGAGAAGGACUGUUAUUUGAAGAACGGAAGUUGUGUGCUUCAGGAGCUUCUUGCUUUAUGCGACGGAAAUUGCAGAGUUCCCAUCCGUUACUUCUCUGCCAUAGAGAUCAAUAAUGCAAUAAAAAACUCUCAAACCAAAAUGGAACUUGCUGAUGUGUCUAUGGUUACGGGAUUACUAGGCAACCGCCCUGUAUUAGUUAGGUUCAAUAAAUGGACCUACAAUAUCCAUCGAGAUAUAGCGAUUACUGCUCAGAUGAGUCAUCUGAAGAAUGUGCUGAGACUAAUCGGUUGCUGUCUAGAGUUUGAAGAGCCAGUUAUCGUGUAUGAAUAUGUUAAAGGUAUAUCUCUUAGCGAUCUACUUUUCAAAAAGGGUAAUCUUAAUAGAAAAUCGUCCUUGUCUUGGGGAAGUAGAUUACGAGUUGCACGUGAUGUCGCUUCUGCAGUCGUUUUCCUCCAUACUGAAUUUACUACGCCAAUCAUCCACAGAAAUAUAAAGUCAUCUAAAGUGAUAAUUGAUGAGAUCUGCGGUGUUGCCAAAAUAGUAGACUUCUCGCUCUCCAUAUCACUGCCUCCAGGGGAAUUGGAGGUACAAGAUCAGGCGUGUGGAACAAUGGGGUAUGUAGCUCCAGAAAAUUUAGCCUCAGGUAUUAGUACUCAAAAAACUGAUGUCUACAGCUUUGGGAUUCUUCUCUUACUGAUAUUAACCGGAAAGGACGUGUACGAUAUUAUUGACAGAGUGGAUUCUAUAAAACCAGAAGAGAAAAUACAUUUUGGAGAAGACUCGGGUAAUUCUACGAAUUCAAAAGAGACAAUAGUAGAUUUUAAAAAUCUUCCAACCUCUUACGUCCUUCUCGAUCACUAUAUUAAAGAGGCUAAUGUAAUGGAUAUAACGGACCCUAUCAUUUUAGAAGAGCAUGGUAUUGAUAUUCAACAACAGUUGGAAGACUACUUGGAUCUUGUUAAAAAAUGCACAGCUUUGAAGGGAGAUAAUAGACCCUACAUGAUUCAUGUCGCAAGGGAAUUGUGUCGAAUGGAAAAGUCUUUUCGUGCCCUCGCUCUUGGUCAGAAUUAACUGUUUAGAGGUAUUCGUAUUAGGUUCCGAUUUCAAGGAAAUUCAAUUUGUUUGUAGCCUCAUAUUUAUGUUAAACAAAAAAGAUCAAUGAAUUGUCAAUUUGAUCUUUACUUUGCUCUAUUUAGUUUGAUUUCUCCUUA